AUGGAGCUCCUGGAAGGUUCCCCUCUAGUUGGAGUCCCAACCUACUUUGGAGGAAAGGUCCAGAUACUGUAUAUUUCCCCAUAGAUUUGGUAUCUGCUGAAGACACCUCCAGAUCCCCCAUUUCCCCUCCAAGAGGACCGACGACAGUCUGUAAGCCGCCAGCCUUCAUUCACCUAUUCCGAGUGGACAGAGGACAAAACUGAAGAUGAAUUCCUCGAUCUGGACCCCGUGCCAGAGACACCGGUAUUUGACUGUGUGAUGGAUAUGAAAGUAGAGACAGAUCCAGCAACCCUAACAGUUAAAUCUGUGGGACUGCAAGAAAGGAGGGGCUCAAAUGUUUCACUCACAUUGGACAUGUGCACUCCAGGCUGUUCCGAGCAAGAGUUUGGCUAUAUUAUGUCGCCAAAGGAAGAGUCAGCUCGAGAAUACCUCCAGACAGCAUCAAACGUUCUCACUGAGGAGGAGCUACACCAGAAAGCAUUGGAUUCUUUUGUACUCCAGACAGAGUUUUUUGAAAUUCCGAUGAACUUUGUUGAUCCAAAGGAAUAUGAUAUUCCAGGUUUGGUCCGAAAGAAUCGCUACAAAACAAUUCUCCCAAAUCCUCACAGCAGAGUGUGCCUUACCUCAGAUGAUCAAGAUGAUCCCCUGAGUUCUUACAUCAAUGCCAACUACAUCAGGGGCUAUAGAGGAGAAGAAAAGGUGUACAUUGCUACUCAGGGACCCAUAGUUAAUACUGUCAGUGAUUUCUGGAGAAUGGUGUGGCAGGAGCGUUCUCCAAUUAUUGUCAUGAUUACCAAUAUAGAAGAGAUGAAUGAGGUAAUGCUGAAAUGUACAGAAUACUGGCCAGAAGAACAGGUUACCUAUGAAGGAAUUGAAAUCACAGUUAAAAGAGUUAUACAAGCAGACGAUGACCCGUUAAGGCUUAUUACCCUAAAGAAAGGUGAAGAAAUAAGAAAUCUGAAGCACUACUGGUAUACUUCUUGGCCAGAUCAGAAGACUCCUGAUCAAGCCCCAGCCCUGUUGCAGCUGGUUCAGGAAGUGGAAGAGGCCACACAGUGUGCAGAAGAACGGAAUGCUCCAAUCAUAGUUCACUGCAGUGCAGGGAUUGGUAGGACUGGCUGCUUUAUCGCCACCAGCGUUUGCUGCAAACAGUGGAAGAACGAGGGCGCAGUUGACAUACUCAGAACAACCUGCCAGCUACGGCUAGACAGGGGAGGAAUGAUCCAGACUUGCGAACAGUAUCAGUUUGUCCACCAUGUCAUGAGCUUAUAUGAAAAGCAGUUUUCUAGAGCAGCAGCAAAGGAAUAAAGAUUCGUGAAAAAUUGUUAUGACACAAACCAACAGAACUCUGACCACAAAUUGUAUGUAUUCCAGAGCUGAGAAGACACAUGUGGGAAUUUCAGAAUAGAAAAUAUUUAUUUAUAAA
This is a messenger RNA of Lacerta agilis (Sand lizard), 1426 nucleotides long. Its product is annotated as tyrosine-protein phosphatase non-receptor type 5-like. Gene Ontology annotation, biological process: protein dephosphorylation. Gene Ontology annotation, molecular function: protein tyrosine phosphatase activity. NCBI's taxonomy places the organism in Eukaryota, Metazoa, Chordata, Lepidosauria, Squamata, Lacertidae. The transcript is spliced from 10 exons. The record is from RefSeq and is a predicted model, not a curated record.